AAAAAAAAAAAGAAAAAAAAAAGUAAAGUUUGUGACUUUCGUGGAAGCUCCAUCCAUCCGUCCUCUCUGUCUCGUGCUAAAACGCAUCGCUUUCAUCAUUCAAUAUCUUCUUCUUCUUCUUCUUCUUCUUCAACUCUUCAAAUCUUCACCAGUACUCUCUCUCUUUCUCCCUUUCUUCAUUUGUUACCUCUGGGGACACUUUAGUUUGUUCUGCUCUUUUGUGAUCCCAUAUUUGCUUUUUAUCGCUCUUUCCAAGGAAAAACAAAACAAAGAUUUGAUUUUUCUUCCUUUUUUUGGUGGUGGGUUUAAACAGUGUUUGUUUUUCCUCCCUUUUACCCUUUUUGAUUGUUCUCUUCACUUUCCCCAACGUUUCUACUGGAUUCUCGUAAAUAAAGUUUCUUCCUUUUUUCUAGAACUGCUGCUUUGGGGAGUUCUUGUUUAAAUUGAAUACCAAAGUUUUGAAAUUUGAGUCAAGUGUUUACUGAAUUGAAGUUUUUUAAUAUUCCCCCAAAUCUUCAUGGGAGGUCAGUGAAGUCUCUGCAAUUUUGAGUUCUUUACUCUCCAACUAUGAAUUUCCGACAAGAGAAGUUUGUAAGGUUUCAGGAUUGGAAGUCCGACAAGACUUCCUCCGACGUGGAAUAUUCCGGUAAAAACGAGAUUCGAAAUGGAAUAUUCCGGAGAACAAUAAGCUCAAUCUCAGACAAGUUCCACAGAAGCUUUGAAUCAAGCUCAUCAAGGAUCAAGCUUUUCAAAAGAUCAUACAAGUCUUACUCUUUCAAAGAAGCUGUUUCUAAAGGGAUUGGUUCAACUCACAAAAUCCUUGACCCACAAGGACCUUUCCUUCAGAGAUGGAACAAGAUCUUUGUUUUGGCUUGUAUCAUCGCUGUCUCGCUUGACCCUUUGUUCUUCUACGUUCCUAUCAUCGAUGACUCCAAGAAAUGUCUUGGUAUUGACAAGAAAAUGGAGAUUACCGCUAGUGUUCUGCGCUCCUUCACUGAUGUCUUUUACAUCAUCCACAUCAUUUUCCAGUUUCGUACUGGCUUUAUUGCUCCUUCUUCACGAGUUUUUGGGAGAGGUGUUCUUGUUAAGGACAAGCGUGAGAUAGCUAAACGUUACUUGUCUUCUCAUUUCAUUAUCGACAUUCUUGCUGUUCUUCCGCUUCCACAGAUGGUGAUUUUGAUUUUUAUUCCACAUAUGAGAGGCUCAACAUCAUUGAACACGAAGAAUAUGUUGAAGUUCAUUGUUUUCUUCCAAUAUAUACCGAGGUUUAUAAGAAUCUAUCCGCUCUACAAGGAGGUGACAAGAACUUCAGGGAUACUCACUGAGACUGCUUGGGCUGGAGCUGCUUUCAAUCUCUUCCUUUACAUGUUAGCUAGUCAUGUGUUUGGUGCUUUUUGGUAUUUGUUUUCUAUUGAACGCGAAACAGUGUGUUGGAAACAAGCUUGCAAGAGGAGAGGUAAUAAUAUCUGCAAUAUAAAGUUGUUGUACUGUGACCAUAAAAGUCCAGGAGGCAAUGCUUUCCUCAAUGAGUCUUGUCCGAUUCAGACACCAAAUGCAACACUCUUCGACUUUGGGAUAUUCCUAGACGCACUUCAGUCUGGUGUAGUGGAAUCUCAAGAUUUCCCUCAGAAGUUUUUCUACUGUUUCUGGUGGGGUCUUCAAAACCUCAGUUCACUCGGUCAAAACCUUAAAACAAGUACAUAUGUUUGGGAGAUCUGUUUCGCAGUUUUCAUAUCUAUAGCUGGACUGGUUUUGUUCUCGUUCUUGAUUGGGAACAUGCAGACGUAUCUGCAAUCAACAACCACGAGGUUGGAAGAGAUGAGAGUUAAGAGAAGAGACGCAGAGCAAUGGAUGUCUCACCGUUUGCUCCCUGAGAACUUGCGAAAAAGAAUCCGUCGAUACGAGCAGUACAAAUGGCAAGAGACAAGAGGCGUUGAUGAAGAGAAUCUUCUUAGUAAUCUUCCCAAAGAUCUUAGACGUGACAUCAAACGCCAUCUCUGUCUUGCCCUUCUCAUGCGGGUCCCGAUGUUUGAGAAAAUGGACGAACAGCUUCUUGAUGCACUUUGUGACCGUUUACAACCAGUGUUGUACACUGAGGAAAGCUACAUUGUAAGAGAAGGAGAUCCAGUAGACGAAAUGCUCUUUAUCAUGCGUGGGAAGCUUCUAACAAUGACAACAAACGGUGGAAGAACUGGUUUCUUUAAUUCUGAGUAUCUUGGAGCCGGUGACUUCUGUGGUGAGGAGCUUUUAACUUGGGCGUUAGACCCACACACCUCCUCAAACCUCCCAAUCUCAACAAGAACUGUUCGAGCUCUCAUGGAAGUUGAAGCAUUCGCACUUAAAGCUGAUGACCUCAAAUUUGUGGCGUCCCAGUUCAGACGUCUUCACAGCAAACAGCUGAGGCAUACCUUCAGGUUCUACUCGCAACAAUGGAGGACUUGGGCUGCUUGCUUCAUACAAGCAGCUUGGAGAAGAUAUAUUAAGAAGAAACUCGAAGAGUCUCUUAAAGAAGAAGAGAACCGGUUGCAGGACGCUUUGGCUAAGGAAGCUUGUGGAAGUUCACCAAGCCUCGGGGCUACUAUAUACGCAUCACGGUUUGCUGCAAAUAUCUUACGCACCAUUCGUAGGAGCGGGUCAGUAAGGAAACCGAGGAUGCCUGAACGAAUGCCACCUAUGCUACUUCAGAAACCAGCAGAACCAGAUUUCAAUAGUGAUGAUUAAUUUUAAUUAGCAGAUAUGUAUAUGAAGAAUUUUUUAUCAAAUUACGAUUCAUGGUAAGCCAAGAAUAGAGCCAAUAUAUAAAAAUAGAAGUCUUUUAUAA
Messenger RNA from Camelina sativa (false flax), 2821 nucleotides. RefSeq names its product cyclic nucleotide-gated ion channel 1. Gene Ontology annotation, cellular component: membrane. Gene Ontology annotation, biological process: transmembrane transport; monoatomic ion transport. The record is from RefSeq and is a predicted model, not a curated record. NCBI's taxonomy places the organism in Eukaryota, Viridiplantae, Streptophyta, Magnoliopsida, Brassicales, Brassicaceae. Gene Ontology annotation, molecular function: monoatomic ion channel activity.